AUGCUUAAGCUGUGUGGACUCCAAUUUCUGCUUCUCAUUCAGUCGGCUAUGUGGCUUAAUCUGGAGGGCCUGCGUGUAAGUGGGCCUCUGAAGGACAUGGACUUCUUUGUUCAAGAAGGAGGGGGUCCACGCAUCCUUCACCAGUUCACACUUGAGUCACCUGCUGUGAGUUUCAGAAUGUCUGGUGAAAAAGCUGGAAUUAUUGACAUUGAGCCGAGGACAGGCAUCCUGUAUAUCAACGGGUCUCUGGACUGGGAGACCAAACAAGUGCACAAGCUGCAGGUGGAAAGUCUGGAUAAAAGUGGAAACAAAGUUAAAGGUCCAUAUUCUGUUACAAUACAUGUGGAGGAUAUCAAUGACAACCCACCAGAGUUUGACCAGAAAAGGUACUUUGGAAUAGUGAGGCAGAACUCUCGUCCAGGCAAGCCCUUCAUGUAUGUCCAUGCCACUGACCGUGAUGAUCCCACAACUCCCCAUGCUCAGCUGUCAUACAGCAUUCUCCACCAUUUUCCCAACCCAUAUAAAGAAAUGCUUUUCCAGAUUGAUAAUGAAACUGGAGCAAUCUCACCAAGCAGGACAGGCUCUUAUUACUUGGAUCCUCAAAAGCAGGCCAUCUUCACACUUGUUGUCUCAGUGAAGGACAUGGCAGGGACAACAAUAAAUGCUUUCACCAGCAGUGUUGAUGUGAUCAUCACUGUGAUGGAGAGCCUGUGGAAAGCUCCUCCCAUCAUCCACAUCAAAGAAAACUCAACCCAGGUCCACCCUGUCAACAUCAGCAAGGUGUGGUCAAAUGAACCAGAUGUAAUUUAUGACAUUUUUGAAAAAGAAAAGCUCCCAAGGCUCCCAUUUUCCAUCAGUAAGGAUGGGGAUAUUUAUGUGACUGAACCAUUGGACAGGGAAGAAAAGGAUACUUAUACAUUCUUUGUGGUGACAAAAGAUAACACGGGAGAGCUGGUGGACAAGCCUUUGCAAAUUCACGUUAUUGUGGAUGACAUCAAUGACAACCCCCCUGUGUGCCAGAAGACCCUCACCAUAAUUGAAGUUCAAGAAAAUGAAAUGGGAGGAAGUAAUAUUGGCACCAUGCUUGCUACAGACAUGGAUAAGGAGGACACCCUUAACUCUCGUCUGCGGUUCCAAAUUCAAAGUCAGGAACCUGAAUUUCCCGAAAAGAAUCUCUUCUAUAUCCAGAAAGACACUGGGAUUUUGCAAUUAACUGGCCGUUCUUUACGCAAGCGUGAAUCAGCCAAGUAUUCCUUGAAGGUCCUGGUGACAGAUUCAAAAUAUGAAACAAUCUGUGAUGUGGAAGUACAUGUCAUCGACAUCAACGAUCAAAUUCCCAUCUUUGAAAAAUCAGAUUAUGACAGUGUGACCGUGGCAGAAAAUAUGCCAAUAGGAACUGUGAUAUUAGAAAUUCAAGCUACUGAUGGAGAUGAGCCUGACACAGGGAGCUCUCUCAUCAUUUACCAAGUGAAGGAAGGUGAUCCAAACAACACGUUCAUCAUAGAGACAGACUCUCAAACAAACCAAGGGUUUGUCAAGAUUAACAAGGCUCUCGAUUUUGAAACAAUGCCUGUGUACAACCUGGUGAUCAACGCCACAAACCCCGAACCGCUGGUGCCACACGUGCAGUAUAACUCAAGCUCUACUACCAAGUUUAAAGUGUUUGUAAGAAAUGUGGAUGAGCCACCUGUUUUCCUGAAUCCAGUUUACAAAGCAGAAGUGUCUGAAGACAUUCCUGUCAAUACCUUGGUCAUGACGGUGGAGGCCUAUGAUCCUGAAAAGGAUUCUGUACGAUACUCCUUGGAAGGUGAUGUGAGAAAAUGGCUGAGAAUUGAUCCAGCCACUGGGCAGGUAUACACUAAUUCCCCUUUGGAUCGAGAAGCAGAAGAAAUAUACUCAAUAGAGGUUGUUGCAUCAGAACAAAAUAAUGCAGCUCAGAAAUCCAAAGCACCCUUGAUUCUACACUUACUCGAUGUGAAUGACAACCCUCCAGAAAUAGCUACGGAUUAUCCUACUUUCUUCUGCUACCCAGUCAGUGGAGGAGAGAGAACUCUUAUUCAAGCUACUGAUGCUGAUAAACAGUAUUUUUAUUCAAAAUUUACUUUUUCCCUUGCGGAUGAGAUGAAUACAAGAAAUAAUUGGGAGAUCUCAAAAUUCAAUGCUACCCAUGCUUACCUGUCCCCGAAACAUGCUAACUUUGAAGAGAAGGUGUAUGAUGUUCCAAUAGUACUUAAUGACAAUGGAAAUCCGGCUUUGCAAAACAAAGUGAAUCUUAAAGUAAGCAUCUGCAAGUGUUCCAGUGAAAAUUCAUGUUUUAUUGAAAUAGACCGUGAGCACUCCUGGCCAACCCCUGGGCAGGCAAUUGGGAUUCUCCUUGGGGUCCUGCUUAUCAUUGGUGCCAUUUUAGCGGGUGCAUUUUACCACAUGAAACACAAAGAGAAAAAUGAAAAGAGCCAUCCCAAAGAUGCAAAAGAUAAGGCUGAACUCAGCACACUGGCUUAAUGACUGUUGC
Pseudopodoces humilis (Tibetan ground-tit) is the source of this 2512-nucleotide messenger RNA. It is a transcript of the gene CDH17, whose product is annotated as cadherin 17. Lineage: Eukaryota; Metazoa; Chordata; Aves; Passeriformes; Paridae. Gene Ontology annotation, molecular function: beta-catenin binding; calcium ion binding; cadherin binding. Gene Ontology annotation, biological process: cell morphogenesis; multicellular organism development; cell migration. The record is from RefSeq and is a predicted model, not a curated record. Gene Ontology annotation, cellular component: catenin complex; adherens junction; plasma membrane.